Messenger RNA from Macadamia integrifolia, 4695 nucleotides. Its product is annotated as oligopeptide transporter 1-like. Gene Ontology annotation, biological process: transmembrane transport. NCBI's taxonomy places the organism in Eukaryota, Viridiplantae, Streptophyta, Magnoliopsida, Proteales, Proteaceae. The coding region runs from base 1877 to 4135 and encodes 752 amino acids. The record is from RefSeq and is a predicted model, not a curated record. Gene Ontology annotation, molecular function: oligopeptide transmembrane transporter activity. The transcript is spliced from 7 exons.
UCCAAGCGCGGGUUCCAUUCGAUUCUCCAUCUUCUCUGAAAUCUGAGCAGAAUGCGUACUUCUCCAGCCUCUGAGAUGUCUCCUUUCAGCGCCUUUACUUGCAAUUUGCAAACGAAUCGCAGUGGCGCUACAAUGCGUACUUCUCCAACCUUUGAGAAUUACGAACAUCAAUCGAAGUCGAAGCGAAAUUGGAUAUGGAAUUAUGGAUUAUGGACCGAAAGCAAGCGACGAUUUCAGUUCAGAGGCGCCGGAACACUUUCGUAUUCUCUCCAAUGACAGGUCAUAAAUUGCAUUCAUAUUCCCUCUCUGAUUUUGGAUGGUGUAAAUGGAAAACUAGCUACCUUUUUCCGAGAUUGCUUCGUCUCGAUCGACAAUUCCAAGAGUUCUAACCAGUGGGUUGAAAAUUGAAACAGAGAAGUCAGAUCUUCGAAAUGAUCUGUUGGAUUGUUCAAUCAAACCUCAGAGGAGAUGCCUCCCCUUCUAACAAAUGCGAACAGAAUAUCGAUGAAGCUUCAGAUGAAAUCGCUACUAGGAUCGAUUCCUCAAGCCUCAAGGUGAUGCUUGUAUUCUCAUAAAAUAUUGAAAGCCGUUAACAUUCCGUGAUGAAAUCAUUGAAGCUUCCCCUUCCGCGAUGAAAUCUCUGAAAUCGCUGAAGCGGUUUUUUCUCCGAUGAUUAUGGAGAAUUCUCCAAAAAGAUAGUGAUUUUAGUGAUUUUCCAUCUCUGAACAUUGUUUCAGUCCAAAGUCCAAACUACCAAUUUAACCCUAAAAUUAAAAAACCAUGUGAAUUAUAACUUUGAUUAUAACUGAUUUUGUCACCUAAUUGUGACAAAUCAAACGGACCCAAAUUUGAAAAACUCCUCCAAGGAAGGAUUUAUCCAUUUCGACCUCAUCAAUUAAAGUAAGCCAGGGUGGCAUAAGUAUCUGUCGUUAACCGUCUUGACCGCUGGGGCUCUCGUUGUUUCCGAAUUUUCCAUGUAGUAGAAACCCUGGUAAGAGCGAAGAAAAAAUUCAGGAAAAAAUAGGAAAUUCGUCAAAGGAAACAGAAAAUUUGUCACCACCAGACUCAACCGACCAACCGCUCUGGCCUCCCUGUGUUUGUCAGUCAUCGUCUCUCUUACCUGAAUACGUUAUCGUUAUUCCUUCCACAAUCGAUCUCCAACCACCACCGCCACCACCACCACCUCCCUCCCUAGAUUGGGUCGAACUGUCUCCUGCAGGCUUUGCAGGAACACAGAUGAUAGAAAGAUAUUACGAAACAAAACUAGAAUUUCAAUCAAGGAAUCUAGGAGAUUCUAAUAUUUUUAUUUAGGAUAGGAUCCUUGACGUUACCCCUUCUCUGCAACAACUACUUCUCCAUCGGUCCUCUCCUUCAGCAAUAGCAGAACCCCAUUGCAGCAGCAAUGGCGGUUUCUGCUGAAAAGAAAGGUGCCUCUCUUCUCUCUGAUAUUCUUUCAUUAAUUUUAGGGGCAAUUUGUUAUGCAUUUUAGUGGAUUAUUUGUUUGAAACAAAAAAUUGGAGAGAAACUAAAAUUUUAUAUAUUUAAAAAUUGUUAUUUGUGAGUUGUGGAGAAACUGAAACAUGUAUAAAUAUGAAAAUGUGGUAUUUGUUUGAAACAAGGACUUGCAUAGAAACUGAAAAUGUGUUAUUUAUUUGAAACAAGUACCUGAAGAGAAACUACAACAUGUAUUAAUUUGAAAAUUUUGGUAUUUGUUUGAAACAAAAAUUUUCAGAGAAACAAAAACAUGUAUAAAUCUCUCUCUCAACUGUACUUCGAAUCCAGGAACAAAAACAAAAAAAAUUGGAAAAUCCAUUUUAGUUUUGGGGUUUUUUUGUGGGUUCUGCUGUAAACACAGCACCUUCUAGGCAGAAAAAGUAUGAAUGUCAUGAUAGAAAAAAACCUAAUCAAUCUCAGUAUUCCUUCGUCCUUGUCCAAUUUUGUAGAACUAAUUAUAGCAGAAGAGGUGAAUGAUUGUCCAAUCGAAGAAGUUCGGCUAACUGUUCCAAUCAGUGACGACCCAACAAUGCCGACUUUAACGUUUCGAACAUGGGUGUUGGGGGUACUGUCUUGCAUGUUGCUUUCCUUCAUAAACCAGUUUUACCGGUUCAGGCAGAACCCAGUGAGCAUCGGAUCCAUCUCUCUUCAACUGGCAAUUCUUCCGGUGGGAAAGCUGAUGGCUGCGGCGUUGCCAGUGAAAACUGUGAGGGUUCCAAUGAUGGGAGGCUGGUCAUUCUCGUUGAACCCUGGGCCAUUCAACAUGAAGGAGCACGUCCUCAUCACCAUCUUUGCAAACGUUGGAAGCGGUGGUGUCUAUGCAAUCCAUGUUGUCACCAUCCUUAAAACUUUCUACAAGCAGGACAUCAAACCCAUCAUUGCCAUAUUGCUAACCCUAACUACCCAGAUACUUGGAUAUGGUUGGGCUGGUCUCUUUCGAAAGUUCCUGGUUGAUUCACCCUACAUGUGGUGGCCAGCCACCCUCGUUCAGGUGUCCCUGUUCAGGGCUCUCCAUGAGAAAGAAAUAAGGUUAAAGGGUAGAUUGUCAAGAUUUCAAUUCUUCAUCAUUGGCCUCGGCUCAUGCUUUGCUUACUCAAUUUUCCCAGCUUAUCUCUUCCCUUCAUUAACUGCUCUCUCAGUCGUAUGUUGGAUAUGGCCUAAGUCAAUCACAGCCCAACAACUUGGUGCAGGCGUACAAGGGCUUGGUCUUGGAUCGAUUGCGCUCGACUGGAAUGUAGUAACUGCCUUUUUGGGUAGUCCACUGUCCUACCCACCAUACUCCAUUAUAUGCUCGCUUUUUGGUGCUUUCCUCGCACUUUAUGUUUUAAUCCCGUUUGCUUAUUGGAGCAAUUCCUUCGAGGCUAAGCGGUUUCCCAUAUUCUCCAGUGGGACAUUUGAUGAAUAUGGUAACAGCUACAAUGUUACAAGGAUCUUGAACUCAAAGACUUUCGAUUUCAAUCAACAUGCUUAUGAUAACUACAGUAAGGUCUACGUCAGUGUUGCUUUUGCAUUUACUUAUGGUGCGAGCUUUGCAACAUUAGCAGCAAGUCUCUCCCAUGUAGCCCUUUUUGAUGGAAGAUCAAUUUGGCGACAAAUGAAGUCAGGCAUAAAAGAUAAGAGUGGAGAUGUCUACAACAGGAUAAUGAAGAAGUAUGAUUCAGUCCCUCAAUGGUGGUUUUGUGCAAUCUUUGUAUCAGUGCUUGGACUAUCUAUUUUCACAUGCGAAGGUUUUGAUAAAAAACUACAACUUCCUUUUUGGGGGAUCCUACUAGCCAUUGCUGUGGGUCUAGUUUUCACAUUGCCUAUUGGUAUAAUAACAGCAACUACAAACCAACAACCUGGUCUGAAUGUCAUCACAGAGCUAAUUAUUGGCUAUCUUUAUCCGGGAAGACCCAUUGCCAAUGUGGCUUUCAAGACCUACGGUUAUAUAAGUAUGGUGCAAGCAAUAUUUUUCCUCUCAGAUUUAAAGCUGGGACACUACAUGAAGAUCCCUCCUAGGUCCAUGUUCCUAGUUCAGAUGGUCGGGACAUUGAUCAACAACAUGACCCAGUUCGGCACAGCAUGGUGGCUUCUACAUCGUGUAGAUAAUAUUUGUGAUCCUAGUAACUUGCCAAAGGGAAGUCCAUGGACAUGCCCAGGUGACCAUGUAUUCUACAGUGCUUCCAUUAUAUGGGGAGUGGUUGGUCCACUUCGCAUGUUUGGGAAGCUUGGUGUGUAUGUGAAGUUGAAUUGGUUCUUCCUUAUUGGUUUUUUUUCACCAGUGCCAGUUUGGUGGUUAAGUCGCAAGUUUCCACAAUACAAAUGGAUUAGACUCAUCCACAUGCCCCUCAUCUUCUACAAUGCUUCCUCCUUUCCAGAGGCUAAGGCUGUUAACUAUUGGACUUGGGGUGUAGUUGGCAUCUUCUUCAAUGUUUUCGUGUAUCGGAGGUACAGAGGGUGGUGGGCUAGGCACAAUUAUGUUCUCUCAGCAGCCUUAGAUGCAGGGGUUGCUUUCAUGUCCAUCCUUAUCUAUUUCGUUCUAGAAAUGAAUGGUAUCUCUGGUCCAGAUUGGUGGGGUUCAGAUGAAGGUGAUCAUUGCCUUUUAGCAUCUUGUCCUACACAUCCAAGGAUUAAGGUUGAUGGAUGCCCAUCUGUAACAUGAGAUUUUUCUCUUUUUCUUUUUCCCUUUUUUCGAGAAAAGUUCGUCUAAGCGAGCAGCUCGGAAAGGAAUCUCCAAGCAGCCGCUGCAAUUUUGCCACGUGGAAGAGGAUAUGAUAAUUCUGACCGCGGGAUGGGUAUCUAGAGAGUGGUAUCGAUUGAAAGGUUACCAAAUUUUCAGAACCUAUUUCAAUCAAAUGCCCUCCUAUAUGUCAGCAUCAUCCCAAUAUUUUUCCAUGCAAGACUACUGUUACUCUGACAAUAACUGUGUACAGUUUGGAUUUUUGGAAACCAGUAUUUAGCCACCUGGAAAAUCCCCAUUGGGUUGAAACAUUCAGAUGUGAGCAACGGAAUUAGGGUCUACUUGUCGAUAAAUUUUGAGGCCCACCUGUUUUCCCACUUGGCUGGUCUCUAGCUGCCUGCAUAGAGAACCAUCUCCUCCCCUUUUUUUCCCCCUCUUACUUGUAUUUUUGUAAAGGAUACAGUAUACUUGAUCUAGUUUUAGGCAAAAUGUUCCUCAAAUAGUUGAUAUCAAUGGAUAGGGAUUGAUAUGAAUCUUAUGCA